GUCGUAAGCACGCGCCUACGUCACUUUACUCCAAUGCGGAAGUGGUCGUCAUCGCUAAAGCAACCGUUUAAAGCCCGAAAAUGUCGUGGAUAAGGGAAGGUGAAUUAAACCUGAUUGAAAAGAUAUCCGCCAACAUCCUGAAGGCUGGACCCAUGCCUAAACAUGUUGCCUUCAUCAUGGAUGGUAACCGCCGCUUUGCACGUAAGAAACAAAUGGAGCGCCAAGAAGGGCACAUGCAGGGCUUCAACAAGCUGGCAGAGACAUUACGUUGGUGUAAGCAUCUGAACAUCCAAGAGGUUACAGUGUACGCCUUCAGCAUUGAGAACUUCAAGCGCAGUCAAAACGAGGUGGAUGGGCUCAUGGUGCUGGCCAAGCAGAAAUUUGAAAAGCUGUUGGAGGAACGGGAGAAUCUGGAGAAACAUGGCGUGUGUAUCCGGGUGCUGGGCGACUUGAAUAUGCUGCCUCUCGACCUUCAGCAGCUUAUUGCCAAAGCUGUGGUCUCAACCAAGACGCACAAUAAAUGUUUCCUGAAUGUGUGCUUUGCAUACACGUCCAGAUAUGAAAUCACUAAUGCAGUCAGAGAAAUGGCUUGGGGGGUGGAGCAGGGCCAGAUCAAAGCAAGUGAUGUGUCAGAGGCGUUGCUGAGUGAGUGUUUGUACAGCAAUAAUUCUCCAAAUCCUGACCUGCUCAUCCGCACCUCUGGGGAAGUGCGACUCAGCGACUUCCUUCUCUGGCAGACUUCCCACUCCUGUCUGGUGUUUCAGUCAGUUCUGUGGCCAGAGUACUCGUUCUGGAACCUGUGUGAAGCCAUUCUCCAAUAUCAAUUAAACCACACAUCCAUUCAGAAAGCCAGAGACCUCCAUCGAGAGCACCAGGCCUUCGUGCAGCUGGAGGCGGACCGCGCCUGUGUGGCGGAGCACCUGCAGCAUCAUGGGAACGGAAAGCCUGCUGACGCCCGCAGAAGACAAGAGGCACUACAGCACUACGCCACCUGCCGGGAAGAACGGAUUCACGACUUCCUGGAAGCGCUGCAGAACAGGAGAGACUCCUACUAUACUGACUUAUUGAGCGACGCCGUGGUAGCCUAGAGGCUGCAAAGAACCAACCCCCAUGUUGAAGUGGGGAUGAAAGCUCUCCUCUCCUCUUCCAGAAAGAGCUGCUGUGGAAAACUAAAGAGCGAACACUAAAUGGGAAUGGUUGAAUUUGUGAUUUGUACAAGAAGAGAGGGCAAUUUUACCCCUAUGGGGCUGUAGAAAAAAUAAUAUUUAAGAGUCUAAUAUGUGGAAAUGUCUGGUCAAGAUGUAGUUAGGUUAUUGUGAAAAUGUUCUGCCAAAUGCAUGCUAUUGACUGUGAGUUUGAGAGAAAAACAGGGAACCUGUAUGGUGGUUCCUAACAAGCCGUCCAGAUAAAUAUAAUACAAUACAGCAGAGCUCUGCAUUUAAUGUUGUGGCCCAAACAAAUUGUUGAUUGUUGAGUGUGAUGUCAAAGACAAUAACUAGAUUUUGACCAGCUUUCUUCAACAGAAUAAAUAAAGUGAUUACUGUAUCAGAAAUGAA
This is a messenger RNA of Gymnodraco acuticeps, 1556 nucleotides long. RefSeq names its product dehydrodolichyl diphosphate synthase (gene dhdds). The record is from RefSeq and is a predicted model, not a curated record. The coding region runs from base 81 to 1088 and encodes 335 amino acids. Gene Ontology annotation, cellular component: dehydrodolichyl diphosphate synthase complex; endoplasmic reticulum. The transcript has 9 exons. Gene Ontology annotation, molecular function: ditrans,polycis-polyprenyl diphosphate synthase [(2E,6E)-farnesyl diphosphate specific] activity. Lineage: Eukaryota; Metazoa; Chordata; Actinopteri; Perciformes; Bathydraconidae. Gene Ontology annotation, biological process: polyprenol biosynthetic process.